AUUAUCCACAGUCGUGCGCCGGCGGCCGACGAAAGAGGACUGGUGGAUUACGAACGGACGGAGAAAUUGGUGCGUGCGCAGUGCGCGGAGUGUGGACGGCACUAGGACACGGGACGCUGCUAAAGGUUAGAUAAAUGGUGAAAGCCUGGCGUAAGCCAUGUACAAUCUGAACGUGAACGUGAAUCCCAGCCCAACCGGGGCUGCGGGUCUUCUCGGUGUCACGGCGGCGGCAGCCGAGGUCACGCCAAGGACACCGGAAAUCGUAAACUCGCUGAUCGCCAUGACCAAUCCCUUCGAGGGCUACGGCAGCGGUAACGAGAAGGGCAUGCGGGAUCGCACGGACUCGACUAGUAGUGGCGAGCCGAGCCCGCCCAGCGUCCAGCACACCUGUAGUCAGCUUAUCAAGGAAGGGCUGAAGCUGACACUGCAGACGAAAAGGCGGGCGAAUAGCAGUGGCGAUGACAGCAAAAAGAAGACGAGAAAGGAAGAUGGCAGCGGCGCCGACGACGAGGAAGAGGAUGAGGUGAGCAACAACAACAACAAGAAUAGUCUGACACCAGAGGACGAGGAACGACGACGACGGAGACGCGAGCGCAACAAGAUCGCGGCGACCAAGUGCCGGCUGAAGAAGCGGGAGAAAACGGUGAUUCUCGUGCAAGAGUCCGAGAUCCUCGAGACGCAGAAUCACGAUCUGAAGUCCCAGAUUCAAGAAUUGGAGACUCAGAGGCGCAGGCUGGUCGAUAUGUUGAGCCUCCACAGUCCAACUUGUUUGAAGCAGGGCAUAGACACGACAUCUUACCAGCAGUACGCCGAGCCCCUUCAGCUGCCAAGCUAUCAGGAGAACUUCGUGCAACAACCUCCGCCGGCUCUGAAUCAGCCGCAGAACUGUGUGACCGAGUAUCCAGUGAAGGUCGAGGAAUACGAAACCGAUUUUUAUCGACAAGGUAGCCCCUUUGUGCCGACAACGUCGGAUGCUGGUUGCACAGUUUAGCAAAACGGCGAAUAUCGUUUUUUUCACCGUUUCUUUUGAAGGAGAGAGGAUCGUCGAGAAGCUCGGAAAGCGUACAUAAUAAUUUUUUGAAGACUCGAACGUAUAAAAUUGAUACUAUAAUUGGUUUUUACCAAUAUUAAUCUAAUUUUGCCUAAAUGAUGUGGAAUUUUAAAAAUUGUCUAAG
Camponotus floridanus (Florida carpenter ant) is the source of this 1175-nucleotide messenger RNA. RefSeq names its product activating transcription factor 3 (gene Atf3). Gene Ontology annotation, molecular function: RNA polymerase II cis-regulatory region sequence-specific DNA binding; DNA-binding transcription factor activity, RNA polymerase II-specific. Gene Ontology annotation, biological process: regulation of transcription by RNA polymerase II. Gene Ontology annotation, cellular component: nucleus. Lineage: Eukaryota; Metazoa; Arthropoda; Insecta; Hymenoptera; Formicidae. The coding region runs from base 158 to 991 and encodes 277 amino acids. The record is from RefSeq and is a predicted model, not a curated record. The transcript is spliced from 4 exons.